This is a messenger RNA of Somion occarium, 1363 nucleotides long. The record is from the annotation of a GenBank genome assembly. Lineage: Eukaryota; Fungi; Basidiomycota; Agaricomycetes; Polyporales; Cerrenaceae.
GUCGAUUGUAUUCUCUCACUGCCUUAUAUAGAGAUACUGUCGGAAGGUUUUUCGGGUGCCAUGAACAACGAACGUGGCCGACACAUGUUCCUGUGCAAUGGCGUUGGAGACCCGCAAUCAGGACGGCCUGGCUCGGUGCAGAGGACAUACCUUCGCUUGGCCAUAUCGACCAAAUUUCAGGCUUGUUCUUGGGCGGAUCGGACGAUAAUGUUCCAACUUUUUGGAUGGACUGACCUCACUCAAGAAAACCAUUCCCAGAUUUGCCACUCAGUACCAAAGUAUAUGCAAUCGUAAUUUUUCGCUCGAGCUCGAUCGUAUGGAGUGGUUUCUCCUGCGAACCCUGCUUUGAACGAUUGCAUGUUCAUCGGUGAAAUUCGAUUGUGAGCUACUGUGGGGGAAACACGACCACCUUCUCGUUCACGGGGAACUUCGUCACAGACACCCCGCAGCGUCCUUGACAUACUGAGAUAUCUUCUUCUUGAGGGCAAACUCUCGGGCGUCCUAUCACUACCGAAAACUCUUCACUCCCUCGCAGCUCAGUAUUUGCCUCGCCUGCGAUCGCUAUUCAGCCGUCGCCAACAUACUGAAGAGACUCUUCUAUUCUCAGCAUCCUUUAUCAUGACAUCCACCGCGCUGUCCUUCUCUGUUCCUGCACAGCUCUCCAACAUUCGCUUAUCCAUCCCAUACGCAAGAAUACCAACCACCCCACACCCGAACCCCCCGAGGACCUAAUUUGUCACACUUGCAAUAUCAUUGAGGGAUGACACAUUUCGGGCGCGUCGCUGUCAAGAUCAUUACCAUUUCAAGAGCAUACAUACAUACAAUGUAUGCAACCGAACAUUCCACGGGCAAGUGCGCCGCGGGUGACUCCAAGUAUGAAUAACCUCACAAGGAAGAACGAGACAUCGCUAUCUCUAUCUGAAUAUUCUCCGGAAGAUGCUGCACCAUCAUCGUCUUUGUUUCCUCUCGUAGCAGAGGAACUAUUGCCACCAACAACAUUGGCAGGUGCUGGGCCGAUUGUGCAAAAGCAUUUGCUCAUGUCAUUGUUUUACGUCUUCGGGUUCUCUGGAUAUAGUGUCUCGUGGUGGAAGGAAAUCGGGCUAAACUCAAAUCUCCAACUAGUCCUGAGUUCGAGGGCGUCCAAGGUCAAGCCAAGAGACUGCCUGGUUUGCAGCACUUCCCUUAGGCCCCUGAGGAAGUUUGAAGCCCACCGGGUAUUUGCUGCCAGCGUCUUGAACCGAACUCGAGCUACCGCACUGCUCUUCCUCACUGCAGACUGUGGCCUUUGGAUCCAACUGUGAAUGGCGAGGGCUCGAUGGGCGGUUGAAAUUACACUCUGAUAGGUCGGGAUUUGAUGUACUAG